GAAAUGACACCUGAUUAAGCAAAAAGGCAAUAUACCAAAUUAUUCCAAAUUUCUCUCUUUCUCUCAAGAUCGAUUCGAAUCAAUCCGAUCGUCAGCCAUUGAUUCAGUGUUCUUCCAUUGAAUGGAACUCUAAUUGUUCAUCCCAGGUAUGGAUUCAUCAGCUGGACGAGGAGGUAGUACUGCAAAUACUCCCCUUCGAAACUAUAGAUUAGGGAAAACUCUUGGCCAUGGUUCAUUUGGUAAAGUUAAAGUAGCAGAGCAUCUUCCUACGGGUCACAGAGUGGCAAUCAAGAUCCUUAAUCGUCGCAAAAUGAAGAGCCCUGAAAUGGAAGAAAAAGUGAGAAGAGAAAUAAAGAUAUGUAGACUAUUUGUGCACCCACAUAUUAUACGACAAUAUGAAGUGAUAGAAACAUCAGCAGAUAUAUAUGUGGUGAUGGAGUAUGUGAAGUCAGGUGAACUGUUUGAUUACAUUGUAGAGAAGGGUAGACUUCAGGAAGAAGAAGCAAGGAAGAUUUUCCAACAGAUUAUAUCUGGAGUGGAAUAUUGCCACAGAAACAUGGUGGUUCAUAGGGACCUUAAGCCUGAGAAUCUUCUUUUAGAUUCAAAAAGAAGCAUCAAGGUUGCUGAUUUUGGCUUGAGCAAUGUUAUGCGGGAUGGCCAUUUCCUUAGAACUAGUUGUGGUAGUCCAAAUUAUGCUGCUCCUGAGGUUGUUUCUGGAAAGCUCUAUGCUGGGCCAGAGAUAGAUGUUUGGAGUUGUGGUGUUAUCUUGUAUGCACUUCUUUGUGGUACUCUUCCCUUUGAUGAUGAAAAUAUUCCAAACCUCUUCAAGAAAAUAAAGAGUGGAAUUUAUACCCUCCCAAGUCACUUGUCUCAUGGAGCAAGGGAUUUAAUCCCAAGGAUGCUUGUUGUUGACCCAACUAAGCGAAUAACAAUACCAGACAUCCGUCAACACUUUUGGUUUAAAACUCAUCUUCCUCGCUAUUUGGCUGUUGCUCCACCAGAUCCGAUGCAUCAUGCAAAAAAUGUUGAUGAAGAAAUUGUGCGUGAUGUGGUUAAGAGGGGAUUUGAUGAGAAACAAUUGAUUGCAUCUCUUCAAAGCAGGAUUCAAAAUGAUGCUACGGUUGCAUAUUAUCUAUUGCUUGACAAUCGAUCACCUGUUUCUAGUGGCUACUUGGGAGACGAGUUCCAGGAAUCCAUGGAGUUUGGUUCUGGAGCAUUGCCACCAAAUGAAGCUGUUUCAAACAUGGUUUCUGGUCACCACUUACACCAAGAUACUAGUUUGAACAGUCGGUUUCCAAGUGAAAGAAAAUGGAUUCUUGGAUUGCAGUCUCAAGCCCAUCCUCGUGAAAUUAUGACUCAAGUUCUCAUGGCUCUGCAAGAACUUAAUGUGCGUUGGAAGAAAAUGGGUCACUACAAUAUGAAGUGCAUGUGGUCAAAUGGAGGCUCUCGCGAGCCUGAAGGAGGACGAGAUAGUAAUCAUGAUUACAUCGGUGGUGACGAAUUUAUCAGCGUCGAGACUAGAAGUCAUCCUCAAACCAUUUUGAAGUUUGAAGUUCAGCUAUACAAAACUCAAGGGGACAAUUAUCUGCUUGAUUUGCAGAAAAUUAACGGUCCCUCAAUGAUCUUCCUAGACUUUUGUGCUUCUUUUCUAGUGCAGCUUGGAGUUAUUCACUAAAAAGUAAAAAAAAGCCCAAAACCGAAGAAAAAAGAAAAGAAAGAGAAGAGAAGCUAAGGAAUGAAGAAUAGCCCAUUCUGUUGCGUGUAAAACAUAUUGUGCAUAAGAAGGUAUUCCUAUUUUACAAUAACUUCUUUUUAUCGGUUUUAGUUGGAAGCGUCGAAGAACCUAACAGCCCGUCCUUUUGUGAAUAAUUGAAAGGUGUAACGGGUAGAAUGCGAAAAUUAUGAGUUUAAAACGAGCUCUCUUCCAUGUUUCUGAACUGAAUGUAUAUUCUUAUGUUGUGGAUUUUUAGCUUGUUGGGUUGAAUUAUCUUAUCAAUCUUGUUCAAUGCCAUAUUGUAAAAGAUCUUCUUUAAUUAUUAAUUUAUGAGAAUAAAGUGUUAUUGAUCU
Impatiens glandulifera is the source of this 2067-nucleotide messenger RNA. Its product is annotated as SNF1-related protein kinase catalytic subunit alpha KIN10-like. Lineage: Eukaryota; Viridiplantae; Streptophyta; Magnoliopsida; Ericales; Balsaminaceae. The coding region runs from base 149 to 1675 and encodes 508 amino acids. Gene Ontology annotation, biological process: protein phosphorylation; intracellular signal transduction. The record is from RefSeq and is a predicted model, not a curated record. Gene Ontology annotation, molecular function: protein serine/threonine kinase activity; ATP binding. The transcript has 11 exons.